Acanthaster planci (crown-of-thorns starfish) is the source of this 2369-nucleotide messenger RNA. It is a transcript of the gene commd8, whose product is annotated as COMM domain containing 8. The record is from RefSeq and is a predicted model, not a curated record. NCBI's taxonomy places the organism in Eukaryota, Metazoa, Echinodermata, Asteroidea, Valvatida, Acanthasteridae.
GCAGUGCAAUCGUAAAGCUUGGUCUGUAACCUCCCUCAUUUUAUCUGCAAUUAUUGUAAUUCCGUGAAUCGGUACCAGCCUAUGGUUUCAACAUGGCUGCUUACAUGGACAAUUUACAACUUCUCGAGAAAAUCCCCUCGGAUAAACUCGAAUCGUUAUUGCAUCAGGUGAUUGAUGGAAUAUGUGGACAUUGUCGACCCAGAUUGCAAGACUAUGGAAAGAUCUGGACUGGCCAGGAAUGGUUGCAGGUAGUGGAUGCUAGCCAAGCAUGGAUAAAACAUGCAGUGAAGAACGGACUCACAAAAGAUGGGAUGGAGAAAGACUUGGACAGCCUGCCUGCAGAGAUCAGAAGGAAGCUGGUGGAGUGUGUGACGGUCAGACGAGGGGACAUCAGAGACAGUCUAUUGGCAGAUACUGCAGCGAUCUCACAGGCAUACCUCAAAGACUUUGACUGGAAACUCAAGCUUGCUCUCUCCAGUGACAAGAUUGCUUCUGUCCAAGAACCGCUCCUCACUAUUGACUUCAACGUUCAAGAAGGAGAUGAAAACAAGAGAGUGUCUCUAGAAAUGGACAGACAAGAGCUCAGUAAACUCAUAGCUUCUUUAGAAACAGCAAACAAGGCAGUAUUACAGUUGAAGACUUGAGGGAAGUGUCAGCUUGUAUCAUUCUCAUCUCUCUGGGAAAUGACAGUUCCAGUAAGUUCUUUGUUAAAAUUUAGAGUAAUUAAGAGAGAUGUUGCUGUAAUGGACCUUUCUCUUAACAACUUUCCAUAAGAAAACACACAUGAGAAUAAAGUGUAGUGUCAAUGCCUUGUGGCAGUUUUAUACCUAGAACUUAAACAAGUGAUGAGAGAAAUAUUUGAUGAACUUUAAAAAUAUGAAAUAUUACAUUGGUUUGCCCUUCCUAGAUACAUCUUAAUAAAAUGAGUAACUUUAAGUUGUGCAUAAAUUUGAAAAGCUUUCAAAGGCUUAAUCUACUGAUGGAAAACUACAUCUUGUAAAAAGUACUUUUCAAAUGCUAUCAAUAAUUACCUGCAUAACCGUUGAGCAGUGUCGAUAUAUUGAUAUAUCGAUAUUAUCAAUAUGGGUUUGAUAUUGAUAUCACCGAUGUUAGUUAUUUUGUAAUAUUGAUAUAUUGAAAAUAUCGGAUUUUGGACAAAAAUCGAAAAUAUAAAAACUUUGAAAACAAUGAUAUUGGAAAUGUAUCGAAAAUGUCGCUACUGAGGAACGAACUUUAUUAAAAAGGUGCAUUGUCACAUUGCCGUAAUUUUCGAUAAGCCAAGGCUUACAUUAGUUCUCAUGCUGAGUGAAAAAUGUCCCAAAAGCUUAUACUCCAGGCAGCUUAUACGGUGACAUUUGAAGAAUGAAAUCAGUCACCUAUCUCAGUCUCGCACUCAAUAAUUAGUGUUCACUUUGCCUCGAAAAUGUCACAAAAUUUAUCUUCCCAAACAGAGAAUUAUUUGCUAGCCAAAUAAACGUAGACUAGCACCAUGUGCUGUUGAUAUCGCUUUGCACGGCAGUGUGUAUCUUAUCCCAUGUGUUUAGGCAAUCUACGCAAUACGGACGCUAGAACAUGUCCCCAAAGUGACUUGGAUCACACCAUUAUGGUGUAGGGGUGUACCUUAGAACAAUUUGUGUCCUGUCAUGACAAAAUGAGAGUAAAUUUGCAUCCCACUCUUUCCUGUUUUGAAGGUUCAAAGUCAUAUUGAAGUGGAUGUCAAUUUGUUAGCUCAUUUUGUGCUGACCGGUCACAUUUACUAGCAAUUCAAGCCUGUUAUAAUACCUUGAAAAUUAAAAUCAAUAAAAUUCAAUAUAUCGAUAAUAUCGAUAUAAAAAAAAACAAUAUAUCAAUAUUGGCCAAAAUACAGUAUCGAUGGUGCCCGUAUGUAUUUAUAUAUGCAUGUAUACAUAUUACCCUAUGACUCGCUGAUCUCUUACUAGUAAUGGGAAAGUGCCUUUUUUUCUGAUUGAUGGAUCCUCCCUCCUGCAGUGUCCAUAAGCAUCAGUUAGAAAACAUUAAUGUCUAGACUGAUGAUUAAAUAAUUAAAAUGUUAAAUUGUCUCAUUUGAAAUGGAUGCGUAAUUGUGUCACUGUUUGUUCCUUUGGAGUAGAAUCGAUAACACGGACUUCUGUGGAAAGUGUUGGAAUCAUUGGACUGAUUGUAAAGGCAAGGAUGCUUUGUGUGUACAUUUAACAAAUCAGUAGCAUUGUUUGUCAUCGCAAAUUGCCGAUAAAAAUUUGUUCACAUUCUUCCCUUUUCUUUACAUUUCUGAAGUUUUUGACAAUUGUUGGAUGGUAUAUUUUUCUCUUCAUUUUAAUUGACCUUUUUAUAUGGAAAAGUGAUGAAAAUAAACAAUACUGUAUAUAUAA